Trichomonas vaginalis G3 is the source of this 2637-nucleotide messenger RNA. RefSeq names its product biological adhesion protein. Lineage: Eukaryota; Parabasalia; Trichomonadida; Trichomonadidae. The transcript has a single exon. Bases 1 to 2637 code for a protein of 878 amino acids. The record is from RefSeq and is a predicted model, not a curated record.
AUGUCUGACGUUGAACUUAGUGAAUGCUCCUAUCUUACUGAGAUGGAAGACCCAGCUAUUGCUGCCAAAGACAAUCAAAUAAGAGAUUUAACAUUUGAAAAGCAGCGCCUUGAAGAUCUUGUUAAGAAUUUACAAUCUUCUUUAGAAAACGUUAAGACACAGCUUAAAGAUACUAUAGCAGCUGUUGACACAUCAAAUACUGUAUCUUCCGAGAUCCAAAAGCUCAAGAAGGAAGUUGCUGAUCUAACAACUAAGAAAGAACAGUUAGAGAGACAAGUUGAAAUCCUUACAAACUCAUCAAAUGAUGCUACAAAGAAAUUCUCAGAUGAAGUUACAUCAUUAACAUCCCAGAGAGAUGAAGCAAUUUCUAAUCUUGAGAAAUCUGACGAACGCGUUAAUAAGUUACGUAAAGAGCGCCAAGAACUCCGUACACAAGUUCAAGAAAAGGAUGAGUUACUUCAAGCCAUCACAGAAGAUUAUCAGAAGUGCAAGACUCAGAAGAAGAAGUUAGCUCAGAAAUACACAACAGCAGCUGAACAGCUUACACAGGCAGAACAAGAAAAGGAUGCCUUAGCAUUUGAAAACCAGAAGUUAGUAAACGAUCGCACUACAAUUAACUCUGAGAUCGAAUCACUUCGUCUCAAGAUUGAAACAGCUAAGUCAUUCAACAAUGAUAUCGAAGGUUCCCUUCAACCACUUCAGAAUGAACUUCAGCAGAAAAACGAAUUGAUUUCUGCACUUGAAGAACAGAUCGAUUCCCAACGUGAAGAGAUCCAGAAUUACGCUGAAGAACGCCAAAAGAUUCUUGAUAUCAUGCAAGCAAUGCAAAAAGCUCUUGCAGAUGUCGAAGGAUCUUUCGAACAACUUCAGAAUGAAAAUGCUGCACUUAAGUUACGUGUUAAGAAUGGUGCCAAACCAGUUUCCAAGCCAUUUGCUACACAACAAGAUUUCGAUAAUCUUUCUAUUCCAUUCACUGGCGAUCUGAAGGCACGUUCUUCAAACAUCAUGCAGUUACCACAAUAUACACCAUUCCAGCGUCUUCAAUUAGUUCUCAAUGAGUCUGCUAAGCAAAUCCAGUCCUUGACAGAGCAAGUCACAAUGGCCACAAAGAAGGCAGAAGCAACACAAAAGGCAUUUGAUAACUUUGCUGUUGAUCAAGUAAUCUAUAGUGAGAUUUGUGAUGCUCUUAUUGAGGAUCUUAAGAAACUCGCAACAAACCAAGAACUUAUCAACAACUGCCCACUCUCUGAAGGAAACGAAGACUUCCUCGAAUACCUUAACCAAAAGAUCGAAGAAACAUCACAAGCAGUUCAGCGUGAAGCAAUCAAAGAUCCGAAGUAUGUUAACUCAGACUUCUUCUUUGCUAAUGAUGUUAAGCAGCGUCAGGCUGCCAUCAAGAAGCUUCUUCAACCAGAAAAUUCUACAUUCACACUCUUCUGCGGCCAAUUCCUUACAAACGUUUUCCUUCAAAAUCAGCUUAAUGCCGUCACAGCUCCACUCCAGUUGAUUGAUAGCAUGACAAAGAGUGGCGCAUUGAAGGGAACACAGCUUUCAGAUGUUCCACACCUCAUUGAGACACUUAAUGUUCGUGUCAACCAUACAACAAAGCAGAACAAGAAGCUCACAAACCAACUCAAGAAGGCACAAGCUCAUGAAAUGGAACUCGCUCAAUCUGAAAACGAGAAGAAGACAAAGAUUUCAGAACUUUCUCUUCAAGUUGAUAACCUUCAGAAUGAAAUCGGCGUUCUUAAUGUUAAGCUUCAAGUUGCAAAUAAUGAGUUACUUCUCAAGAAGAAUGAAUGCGGAUCACUUAACGAAUUUGCUAAAGAAAUUCGUGCUGGUGUUGAAGAGAAGACAAAUGAUCAGAAGGAAAGAACAGCUAAGCUUGAGGCUGCACUUGCCCAGAAGACACGCGAAUGCGAUGAGCUUUCUACACUUCUCCAUGAUCUCAAGAGGUCUGUUGAUGAGAAUACAAAUGCUACAAUCAAGCGCAUGAGAAAGAAUGAAGAAAGCUACCUCAACCAAAUCGAAGCUCUCAACAACCAAGUUGAUGAAUAUGAAGCCGAGCUCCAGAAGCGCAGAAAGAUUGCAAAGAGAACAGAAAAAGCUCUCAAGGAGCAAUACGAUAAUUCUCUCAAGGAAAUGGCUGCUCAUUAUGAAGAAGGCAAGAAGAACCUUGAAGAAACAAUUACAUCCCUUCGUGACAAGGCCGAGAAUUCUCGUGAAAUGUCAAAGAAGCUUGUUGAAAACAUGUCUGAAGUCGAGAAGAGAAAUGUACAACUUACAAAGGAGAAUACAGAACUUAAUCAGACACUCAAGAACAUCAAGCAAGAGCAGACAAACUUCAAGAACAGCAUGAACAAGGCCAAUCAGCAGAAGCAAGCUCAACUUGCAGCUCAGUUAAUGGCUGUGGAAUCAAAGGCUCAGCAGCAAAUCGCCGAUGAAAGACGUCAGGCUCAGAAGAAAGUCCAAGAACUUCUCACAGUUGCCUAUGAGAACAUCGGAACCUUCUACGGCGUAGAAGAAUCAGAAUAUGAUGUCGAAGCAUACCAGCAGUCUGUGAAGAGUGCUCGUGAUGAUCUCGACAAACUCAGAUAUUUCCAGAAUGAAUCAACAAAGCUAGCGCAAACUGAGUAA